GAGCCCGUCUAGUCGCACAUAUAGAAAAUAUGUAAAAAGGCGCUCCCAUGCUGAUUGUACCAUGAAUCGAUAUAUAACACUGUCCCAACUGGGCGAUGGAACCUAUGGCACCGUUGUGCUGGGCCAGCGUAAGGACACCGGCGAGAAGGUGGCCAUAAAACGCAUGAAGCGCAAAUAUUAUUCUUGGGAGGAGGCUAUGAAUUUGCGCGAAGUGAAGUCUCUGAAGAAAUUGUCGCAUCCGAAUAUCGUCAAGCUGAAGGAAGUGAUCAGGGAGAACGACACCUUGUAUUUUGUGUUUGAGUACAUGAAGGAGAAUCUAUAUCAAAUGAUCAAGGAUCGUGACACGCAUUUACCGGAACCGGAGCUCAAGAGUAUACUGUUUCAGGUCCUGACGGGGCUGGCCUUUAUGCAUCGGCAUGGUUUCUUUCAUCGCGAUCUCAAGCCCGAGAAUCUGUUAUGCUCGGGUCCGGAGCUGAUCAAAAUAGCGGACUUUGGGCUGGCGCGCGAAAUACGUUCCCGACCGCCGUUCACGGACUAUGUGUCCACGCGCUGGUACCGUGCGCCCGAGGUGCUGCUGCACUCGACCAACUAUGGCAGCACCAUCGAUCUCUGGGCCAUGGGCUGCAUCAUGGCCGAGCUGUACACGUUCCGGCCGCUAUUUCCCGGCAGCAGCGAGGUGGAUCAGCUCUUUAAGAUAUGCUCCGUGCUGGGCACGCCCGGCAAGAGCGACUGGCCGGAUGGCUAUCGACUGGCGGCCAUGAUACAUUUUCGUUAUCCCGAUUGCAUUAAGGUGCCACUGGGCAGCGUGGUCAGCCGCUGCAGCCAAAAUGGCUUGGAUUUGCUGGAGGAUUUGCUGGCCUACGAUCCCGAGAAACGGCCAACGGCUCAGCAGAGCCUCAAAUAUCCAUAUUUCCAUGCGCUCAAGCGCAUCUCGCCCACGGCGGCUGCCAAGGCCAAUGUGAGGCUCAGCUCCAAAUAUGCUGUCCUACCUCCCACUGUGUCAAAUAAUGUGCUUCCCGUGCAGGAGAAGCUGCAGGCCGUGACUGAGCUCAUACAUCAGAGCAACAACAACAACAACAACAACAACAAUAACAACAUGAAGAGCAAUGGCAAGAUCCUGUUCAAUGGACAAGUCAGCAAAAAUGUGAGCAUGCCCCAUAAUUAUCAGCCCAAGCAGAGUUACCUCUCCAACAAUGACUUGUCCGGAGUCGGAGUGGGCGUGCUCCCAUCCACAGACGCAGCCAGUCUGGGCUUGGGCAUGGUCCAGCAGCCGCAGCCGCCGCCGCCGCCGCCGGGCAAAGAGUCCAUCAAUGAUAUUUAUCUGAAUCGCAACAUUUCGCAGCUGUUUGGUCUGCCAGCUCCACCUGGAGCUCAACCUCAGCAUCAUCAUCCCAAUGUAUCCUUCAGCAACACGUCGACGCGCAAUGGCGGCGCCAUCUAUGUAAAUGGCAGCCAGCUGAGCUACGAGACGGUCAACAAGAAUGCCAAAAAUAACAGCCGUUUGGCACCUGGCAUGGGCGGCUACUAUGUGCAGACGCGGCCCGCUGCCCAGCUGCAGCCCGAGGCCAAGGUGUACAACAUGUUCUCCAAGGUGAGCGCCAUACCGGCGCCAUCAAGCAUCAUUGUGCGCCAGCAUCCGCCACAGCAUCCCUUCGAGCCGACGUCCUUGCUCAAUGGCGCUGCCAUCCGGCUAUCGGCGCGCUCCCAGGCAGCGCCAACGGAGCCAAGGCUGAAAGCUGACGAUCUGGAUCUGAUACUAGGCUCGAAACUGAAAACGUCGGCGAAACGUCAGCGCAACGCCAAAUCGAACAUCCUGCUGGAGGAUCUGUUCGGACACCUGUCCAUGGACUCGGACAGCGAUGGCAAGUAUCCGCACACAGUGCCGCCCACACAGCAGGCGAAAAGUGGCCAAACGACGACCAGCUCCCAGAAUGGACGCGACUAUUUCAGCGAGAAUUUCAAGCGUGCCGCCAAAAAGCGAACUCCCAGCAGCCUGGAGGCGAACAAUGGCAGCCGCACCGAUUCCCUGUCCACGAAUCCAGCACAAAAAAUACUCAAGGAAAAGGCUGCUACGUUUCCCUGGGAUGAGACAAACAAAACGGAAGACGAGAAACUAACUGCCUGGAUGGUCGCCGAGAAUGGAUCUUUGUUGGAGAACAAGUUUUGAUACGGAUGAACUGUUCGUGGAACUGAGCAGACGAGUACUCGUUUAUGUUGUCGUACCUGAUACUCCGGAACCUUCGUUUCCUGUUAAAUCUACCCAAUUAAUGGCAGCGCGCGCCCUUCUAUGUUUGCUCCAAAUUCAUCGUGUACAUUUACGCAACGUCUUAACUAAACUAGAUGUGUUUAUAAAAUCCAUUAAUUUUAAUGCUGUGAUAAUGAUAAA
Molecule: messenger RNA, 2386 nt
Organism: Drosophila virilis
Lineage: Eukaryota; Metazoa; Arthropoda; Insecta; Diptera; Drosophilidae
Product: serine/threonine-protein kinase dyf-5
Biological process (GO): cilium assembly; intracellular signal transduction; intraciliary transport
Cellular component (GO): cilium; cytoplasm; nucleus
Molecular function (GO): protein serine/threonine kinase activity; ATP binding
Source: RefSeq, a predicted model, not a curated record